Molecule: messenger RNA, 3264 nt
Organism: Bathycoccus prasinos
Lineage: Eukaryota; Viridiplantae; Chlorophyta; Mamiellophyceae; Mamiellales; Bathycoccaceae
Product: exportin-1
Exons: 1
Coding region: 1-3264 (1087 amino acids)
Biological process (GO): ribosomal large subunit export from nucleus; ribosomal small subunit export from nucleus; protein export from nucleus
Cellular component (GO): cytoplasm; nucleus
Molecular function (GO): nuclear export signal receptor activity; small GTPase binding
Source: RefSeq, a predicted model, not a curated record
AUGUCGUCUUCCAACGCUUCGUUCCCGGGUUCGGAAACCUUGCUCGAUUUUGCGCAACCGUUCGACGUGACCGUUUUGGAUGCCGUCGUCAACGCUUUUUAUUCCCCGGGGGGGAAUCCGCAAUUACGAGCGGAAGCCGAGCAAAUCAUGAAGCAGAUGCAAGAGCACGAACACUCGUGGACGAGAGUGGAUGGGAUAUUAGAGCACUCGAAGAGCGCGAACACGAAGUUUUUCGCAUUGCAAAUCUUAGACUCGGUGAUCAAGUUUCGGUGGGGAUCGUUGCCGUUGGAACAGAGAGAAGGGAUUAAGAAUUUUAUAUCGAACUUGGUGAUCAGUUUGUCCGGGGACGAACAGUUAUUUCGGAAGGAAAGAGCGUACGUGACGAAGAUUAAUAACGUUUUGGUACAAAUUGUCAAGCACGAUUGGCCGCACAGAUGGCCGAGUUUUAUUCCGGAUUUAGUCGGCGCGGCGAAGAUGAGCGAGUCGUUGUGCGAGAAUUGUUUAAACAUUUUGAAGCUCUUAUCGGAGGAAGUGUUUGAUUUCUCGAGAGGGGAAAUGACGCAGGAUAAGAUUAAGAGUUUGAAGACGAGUUUGAACGCGGAGUUUGCGAUGAUUCACGAGUUGUGCGAGUUUGUGUUGACGAAUUCGCAGAAACCGGAGUUGAUUUCGCAAACGUUGGUGACGUUGCACGCGUUUUUGACGUGGAUUCCACUCGGGUACAUCUUUGAGAGUCCUUUGUUGGAAACAUUGUUGAGGUUGUUUCCGAACCCGACGUAUAGGAACGUGGUGUUGCAAUGUUUGGCAGAGAUUGGGAGUUUGCUCGUGGACGCGCAAUACAACGGGAAGUUCGUGGCGAUGUAUACCGAGCUGAUGAACCAUUUGGCGACGGCGUUGCCGAGGAACACGAACAUUCCGGAAGCCUACGCGAACGGAUCGGACGAUGAACAAGCGUUCGUUCAAAACUUGGCCAUUUUCUUCACGCAGUUUUUCAAAGCGCACGUGAAGUUGUUGGAAACCACGCCCGAGUUGCAAAGCGGCUUGUUGAACGGUUUGGAGUAUUUGUUGAACAUUUCGUACGUGGACGAACCGGAAGUGUUUAAAGUGUGUUUGGAUUACUGGCACGCGUUGGUGUGCGACUUGUUUCAAGCGAGCGAUUCCGGAACUGGCUCGGGUGGACAGGACGGUUUCCCGAAUGCGGUUGAUUUCACGUUUGGCGCGCCCGCCGGCGGCGGAGCUCAACAAAACGGGUCUUCCUCUGGGUCGCAAAGACGCGCGUUAUAUUCCGCGCCGAUGAGUAAAUUGAGAAUGUUGAUGAUUUCGAGAAUGGCGAAACCCGAAGAAGUGUUGAUCGUGGAAGAUGAAAACGGAAACAUCGUGCGCGAGACGUUGAAAGACAACGACGUUUUGGUCCAAUACAAAAUCAUGCGCGAGACGUUGAUUUACUUGGCGCACUUGGACCACAAAGAUACCGAGCAACAAAUGUUGGAAAAGUUGAGCAAUCAAUUGAACGGCCGAGAGUACACGUGGAACACGCUGAACACGUUGUGCUGGGCGAUUGGAAGUAUUUCCGGGUCCAUGCAAGAAGACCAAGAGAAUAGAUUUUUGGUCACGGCGAUUCGAGACUUGUUGAACUUGUGCGAAAUCAUGCGAGGGAAAGAUCACAAGGCGGUCAUCGCGAGUAACAUCAUGUACGUCGUCGGUCAGUAUCCAAGAUUUCUUAGGUUACACUGGAAGUUUUUGAAAACUGUGGUGAAUAAACUGUUCGAGUUUAUGCACGAAACCCACCCCGGAGUGCAAGACAUGGCGUGCGAUACGUUCUUGAAAAUCACCAUCAAGUGCAAGCGCAAAUUUGUCAUCACGCAAGUCGGCGAACACGAGCCGUUCGUGGAGGAGUUGUUGAGAGGUUUAACGAACACCAUUCGCGAUUUGGAGCCGCACCAAGUGCACAUCUUUUACGAAGCCGUCGGACACAUGGUUUCCUCGGAACUGAACUUGGCGAAAAAAGAGGAAUACGUGCAGAGAUUGAUGACGCCGCCGAACGAAACGUGGAACCUCAUCAUGACGCAAGCGAGGCAAUCGAGCGAGAGUUUGAAGUCGCAAGAGGUCAUCAAGAACAUCUUAAAUAUUUUGAAAACAAACACGCACUGUUGCAUUUCGCUCGGGCAGCCGUUCCAAAACCAAAUGAGUUUAAUUUACGGCGAUUUGUUGAACGUGUAUAAACUCUACUCGGAGUUGAUUUCAGCCGCCAUCGCGGAAGGCGGACCAUACGCGUCGAAAUCCUCGUUCGUAAAACUCACUCGCUCUGUAAAAAGAGAGUGUUUGCGAUUGAUCGAAACCUUCGUGGAAGGCUGCGAAGAUCCGCACUUGGUGGCGCAACAGCUGGUCCCGUUAAUGUACGAUCCGAUCCUGGGCGAUUACGCGAGAAACGUCCCGGACGCGCGGGACGCCGAAGUCUUAUCACUGUUCGCCGCCAUCGUGAAGAAAGUAAAAGGUGCGAUGAUUGACGAGAUCCCGAAGAUCUUUGACGCGGUCUUUGAGUGCACGUUAGGGAUGAUUACGGUAAACUUUGAGGAUUAUCCGGACCACCGUUUGAAGUUUUUCUCGUUACUUCGUGAAGUGACCAAUCAUUGCUUCCGCGCCAUCGCGACGUUAUCGCCUGAGCACUUGAAGUUGGUCAUCGACUCCAUCGUUUGGGCGUUCAGACACACAGAAAGAAACGUCGCGGACGAAGGGUUGCACUUACUUCUCGAAAUGAUGAAGUACUUUCAAAUGUCCGAGUUUUGCAACGCGUUUUAUCAAUCCUUUUAUCUCACGUUGUUAUCUGAGAUUUUCGCGGUGUUGACGGAUGGGUUCCACAAACCCGGGUUCAAGUUGCACGCGUUGUUGUUGCAAAACUUGUUCACCGUCGCGGACUCGCCAGAGAGAUUGACGGCCUCGUUAUGCCCGCCGGAAAAACAAGGUCAAUACUCCUCCAACGCGCAUUUUAUCAAAGACCACGUGGCGACGUUAUUAGCCGGCUCGUUCCCGAACAUGUCCGCGGGCGACGUCGAGCGAUUCGCGAGUGGCAUGAUGGAAUAUAAAAGCGAUUUGGUCCAGUUCAAGAACCACUUGCGCGACUUCUUAGUCGCGAGUAAACAGUUCUCGACCGCAGAUUUCGCAGAAGAAGAGAAAGCUAGGUUGGCAGAGGUGGCCAAGGAACGCUUAGCGGCGGUUCCGGGGAUGAUUGCGCCGAAUGAAUUAAACAUGGACGACGACGAAGAUUAA